Molecule: messenger RNA, 6269 nt
Organism: Paramisgurnus dabryanus
Lineage: Eukaryota; Metazoa; Chordata; Actinopteri; Cypriniformes; Cobitidae
Gene: dip2bb
Product: disco-interacting protein 2 homolog Bb
Source: RefSeq, a predicted model, not a curated record
UCUACCCAUCGGUCGGGAUUUCUUUCUCGGCAUGGCGGAGAUGAUGGAGCUCAGUCUAAUGUCAAAUAACAUUUGUUUUUCACUGUGAGGAGGUGGCGGGCUUUUGCUGUCGGUAAACCAUUCCGCAACCUUCUUUAUCGGGCCGUAAUGGCGGAACGCGGCGUGGAAGUGUCUGCUCUCCCACAAGAAGUCCGGGAGCAGCUCGCAGAGCUGGACCUGGAGCUGUCGGAGGGUGACAUCACACAAAAAGGUUACGAGAAGAAGAGGGCCAAACUUUUAGCACCCUACUUGGCACAAACACAAAAUUUGGCUCCGCCUCCAGCAUACGAUGAACAGUCUCCUGGUCCAAGCUCUGCCCCUGUGCCUGAACCGGGCCCUGGUCCUUCAAACUCCUCUUCCUCCUCCUCCUCUCGCCAACGACGCACACGGCGACGGCACAGGAGCAGUGGAACUAGAGAUGAACGCUACAGAUCUGAUAUUCAUACAGAGGCGGUUCAGGCAGCACUGGCAAAGCAUAAAGAGGAAAAGAUGGCACUGCCCAUGCCAACCAAACGUCGUUCUGCUUACGUACAGUCACCGAUUGACAACUGCACACCGCCAGACUCCUCCUCUUCUUCCGAUGAUGAGGCGGUGUCCAGUGAAAGUGCCGGGCCACAGCAUUCUCCAGACACCUGGAUUAAUAGUUCUCUUCACGCCUCCUCCACUUCCUCCUCUGCAUCCUCAACUCUCUCUCAUGGAGAGUCUCGCCCUGCCCAGGCCGCCCAGUCUCAGCAGGCUCCGCCCCCACCUGCAUUCGCUCAUCCGCCCCACUCGCAUUCACAGCCCUCCGCUCUUGCUGAAGCCUUUGCUGCAACACGUAUUGACCCAGGAGGAGGAGUCGGGCCCCCUGACGUGCCAUCCCAAGCUCAGGCCAGAGGCUCUCGUGUGGAUCUCCCUACCAACGCUGUGGUGCGAGGAAUGAGUCGAGGACAGAGCCGGUCCAGCAUGAUGGAGACAGCAGACGUGAGAAGAGUAGGCAGAGGUGUUCCUGUGUCCAGUCGCGUCUCCACAAAGAUCCAACAGCUGCUUAACACACUGAAACGACCAAAGCGGCCAGAACUCAGUGAGUUCUUCAUGGAUGACCAGGAGGAGAUUGUAGAAGUUCCUCGGGCAGAUCCUAACACCCCUAAACCAGAAGGUCGACAGAUUAUCCCUGUGAAGGGGGAGCCAUUGGGUGUAGUCAGUAACUGGCCUCCUGCACUUCAGGCGGCAUUAGCUCGAUGGGGCGCCACACAGGGCAAAAGCCCCGCCCUCACUGCUCUGGAUAUCACAGGGAAACCGCUCUAUACUCUUACAUAUGGUAAACUGUGGAGUCGUAGUGUGAAGUUGGCUUACACUCUCCUCAACAAACUGGGAACCAAAAAUGAGCAGAUACUCAAACCAGGGGAUCGGGUGGCGCUGGUGUAUCCUAAUAGUGACCCUGCUAUGUUCUGGGUUGCGUUUUAUGGCUGUUUAUUGGCUGAAGUCAUUCCCGUACCCAUCGAAGUUCCACUAUCACGAAAGGAUGCCGGGAGCAGUCAGGUUGGUUUUUUGUUAGGUAGCUGUGGUGUGGGACUCGCCCUGACCAGUGAGAUCUGUCUGAAGGGUUUACCGAAAACACCCACUGGAGAAAUAUUGCAAUUUAAAGGCUGGCCCAGGUUAAAGUGGGUGGUGACGGACUCCAAAUACCUCACCAAGCCGUCAAAAGACUGGCAGCCGCAUAUACCGACAGCCAACACGGACACAGCAUACAUAGAGUAUAAGGCCAGUAAGGAAGGCACGGUGAUGGGUGUUGCGGUUUCAAAGGUUGCCUUGUUAACACAUUGCCAGGCACUCACUCAGGCCUGUAACUACUGUGAGGGCGAGACACUGGUGAAUGUUUUGGACUUUAAGAAAGACAUGGGUUUGUGGCAUGGAGUUCUCACGAGUGUGAUGAACCGAAUCCACACCAUUAGUGUCCCAUAUGCAGUAAUGAAGGCCUGUCCGCUCUCCUGGGUUCAGCGAGUUCACAUACACAAAGCGCGAGUUGCUCUGGUGAAGUGCCGUGACUUGCACUGGGCGAUGAUGGCUCACAAAGAUCAGCGAGAAACCAGUCUGGCCUCCCUGCGCAUGCUGAUCGUCGCUGAUGGAGCCAAUCCCUGGUCAGUCUCAUCAUGUGAUGCAUUUUUGAACGUAUUCCAGGCUCAUGGCCUAAAGCCGGAGGUCAUCUGUCCGUGUGCUACAUCACCUGAAGCCAUGACGGUUGCCAUACGCAGGCCUGGGGUCCCUGGUGCUCCUCUACCAGCAAGAGCCGUUUUAUCAAUGACAGGUCUGAGUCAUGGGGUUAUUAGAGUCAACACUGAAGAUAAGAACUCUGCUCUUACUGUACAGGACGUGGGACAUGUCAUGCCUGGAGCAUUGAUGUGCAUUGUGAAACCGGAUGGGCCGCCCAUGUUGUGUAAGACGGAUGAGAUUGGAGAGAUCGUUGUGAACUCUCGUGCCGGCGGAACCAUGUACUACGGCUUAUCUGGUGUUACCAAAAACACCUUUGAGGUGAUUCCAGUCAACGCUAGCGGUGCUCCAAUUGGUGAAAUCCCAUUUGUGCGAUCCGGUUUACUGGGGUUUGUCGGACCGGGAAGUCUGAUAUUUGUGGUGGGUAAGAAUGAGGGCUUGCUAAUGGUUAGUGGUCGUCGCCACAACGCUGAUGAUCUAGUGGCAACGGCGCUCGCGGUGGAACCGGUCAAGACUGUGUACAGAGGCAGGAUCGCUGUCUUCUCAGUGACUGUGUUUUUCGAUGAGAGGAUAGUAAUCGUAGCAGAGCAGAGACCUGAUGCCAGCGAGGAAGAUAGCUUUCAGUGGAUGAGUCGAGUCCUGCAGGCAAUUGACAGUAUUCAUCAGGUGGGACUGUAUUGCCUUGCUCUGGUUCCUGCUAACACUCUACCCAAAACUCCCCUGGGUGGCAUUCACAUCUCCGACACUAAGCAGCUUUUCCUAGAGGGGGCGCUGCACCCGUGCAACAUCCUCAUGUGCCCUCACACAUGUGUCACUAACAUGCCCAAACCACGCCAAAAACAACCAGUCGGUGUUGGACCUGCGUCCAUCAUGGUGGGCAAUUUGGUUGCCGGGAAAAGAAUUGCACAGGCUGCGGGCCGGGACUUGGGGCUGAUCGAGGACCAAGACCUGGUCAGGAAGCUGUGCAUGUGGCCUACGAUGAUGCAUCAGUACCUUACAGAGGCUUUACAGUGGAGAGCGCAAACAGACCCUGACCACACACUUUAUGUGCUGUUAAAUGCAAAGGGAGUGGCUGUGUGCACAGCUACAUGCGUUCAGCUUCAUAAAAGAGCAGAGAAAAUUGCUGCUGCUCUUAUGGAGAGAAGUGGUAUCAAUAUCGGAGAGAAUGUGGUGCUUUUGUAUCCUCCAGGUAUAGACCUGAUCGCAGCGUUUUACGGCUGUUUGUACGCUGGCUGUAUUCCCGUCACCGUGAGGCCUCCACACCCGCAGAACCUCUCUGCCACCCUGCCCACCGUCCGCAUGAUCAUCGACGUCAGUAAGGCUGCCUGCAUUCUCACUACUCAGGUUUUAACAAGGAUUCUCAGAUCUAAAGAAGCAGCUGCCAGUGUCAACAUAAAAACAUGGCCCAUCAUAAUAGACACAGAUGAUCUGCCUCGCAAACGACCCCCAACAAUCUACAAACCCCCUAAUGCAGAGGUGAUCGCCUACCUGGACUUCAGUGUCUCAACCACAGGAAUGCUGACAGGGGUGAAGAUCUCUCACGCAGCGGUGAGCGCUUUGUGUCGCUCUAUAAAGCUGCAAUGCGAGCUCUACUCCUCACGCCAGAUCGCCAUCUGCCUCGAUCCGUACUGCGGACUCGGAUUUGUGCUCUGGUGCCUCGCGAGUGUGUACUCGGGUCACCAGUCCAUCCUGAUUCCUCCUAUGGAGCUGGAGAGCUCACUGACCCUGUGGCUGAGCACACUGAGUCAGUACCGUAUCAGAGACACCUUCUGCUCUUAUUCUGUCAUGGAGCUGUGCACCAAGGGUUUGGGUGGACAGACGGAGAUGCUAAGGGCACGCGGUGUGAAUCUGUCUUGUGUGAGGAGCUGUGUUGUGAUCGCCGAGGAGCGGCCACGGUUGGCGCUCACGCAUUCAUUCUCCAAACUGUUUAAAGACAUCGGACUCUCUACACGGGCUGUCAGCACCGCUUUUGGGUCGAGAGUCAAUCUAGCCAUCUGCUUGCAGGGUACCACUGGACCUGACCCCUCAACUGUAUAUGUAGACAUGAAGUCCCUUCGACAUGACAGGGUGAGGUUAGUGGAGCGUGGAGCCCCGCAGUCGCUUUCUCUUAUGGAGUCUGGAACAAUUCUUCCUGGUGUGCGGGUGAUCAUAGUCAAUCCAGAAACUAGAGGACCACUGGGGGAUUCUCACCUGGGAGAGAUUUGGGUGAACAGUCCCCACAAUGCAACAGGGUACUACACUAUAUACGGAGAGGAAAAUCUUCAGGCCGAUCACUUUAACACUAAGCUGAGCUUCGGAGAUCCACAAACGCUGUGGGCCAAAACUGGAUACCUGGGCUUUGUCAAGAGAACUGAACUCACAGAUUCCAGUGGAGAUCGCCAUGAUGCCCUGUUUGUUGUGGGCUCCCUGGACGAGACUUUGGAAUUGAGAGGUUUGCGGUAUCAUCCAAUUGACAUUGAGACCAGUGUGUCACGUGCCCACCGCAGCAUCGGCGAGAGUGCCGUUUUCACCUGGACAAACCUGCUGGUGGUGGUUGCUGAACUCUGUGGUUCAGAGCAGGAUGCAUUAGACCUGGUUCCACUUGUAACCAACGUUGUAUUAGAGGAGCACCAUCUAAUUGUAGGGGUGGUGGUAAUUGUUGACCCAGGGGUUAUACCUAUAAACUCCAGAGGAGAAAAACAGAGAAUGCACUUGAGAGACUCCUUCCUGGCUGAUCAGUUGGACCCCAUAUACGUAGCAUACAACAUGUGAGCUGGGCUAUGGCAAACCAGAGGGGUACAAGAAAGGAUGGUUAUAUAGUUCGAAAAUACUUGGCCCUGUUUGUUCAGGGGUAAGGUGUUAAUUUACCCAAAUACAAAUAUGUGAGUUCUUCAAAGGAGGGAUACUAUCGAGUUUCCCUCAGAACACCUCCCCGGCCUUCUCCGGACACUCCCCAAAAUGCCAUAAACACAGUCCGGCCAAUCACAAUUUAAAUGUACUUGAAUCGUUUACGUCACCGCAGUUUUAUUAUUAUUUUAAACAGGCCUAUUUUAGCUCUGUUUGACUGGUGCUUAGAAAAGAUUAUACCCUCAAUUUUUUUUAAAUAUCCAUAGAGCUGAUCUGCAACUGAGCAACUCACCAGCUUAACUAUGGUGCUGUGUGUUACAGGGCUGUAAAUUGUAAGAGGUGGGGUUUAAAAAAUAAUAGGGUUAUCAAAACUCCACCGUGGUCAUUUAGCAGACGCUUCUAUCCAAAGCAGCUUACGGUAUUCAUGCUGCAGAGAAAGUCCUCCAUUAAAAGGAGAAACAAAAACCUGGGGUUAAGUGCCUUGCUCAAGAGCAGUAUGGUAAUAGGACAUCUCUGUAAUAAUUUAGUUAAUAGAAUGCCUAUACCCAGGUUAAAACACACAGUUUAGCUGCAUACCCAAAGCAUUCAAGAUUACACUACUACCAACAUCCAACCCUUCAGAAAGACCACUGGGCUCAAACCACACUUUAUUUCGGGGGAAAUUGCUAACCAAUUUUGCAAUGUGGACUGCAGCUGGACCUGAUAUAUGGAUGCAGAUCUGAUUAGCUCAAAUGUAAACGUUACUGUAAAAAGAUUUAUUCAUAACACUCAAAUUAUUCAGGAACACUAAUGCUUUAAAGGGACACUUCACUUUUUACCGUUUUGGAAUCCAUUCAGCUGAUCUCCGGGUCUGGCGGCACCACUUUUAGCAUAGCUUAGCACAAUUCAUUGAAUCUGAUUAGACCAUUAGCAUCGCGCUAAAAAAUAACCAAAGAGUUUGGAUAUUUUUCCUAUUUAAAACUUGACUCUUCUGUAGUUACAUCGUGUACUAAGACCGACGGGAGAUUAAAAGUUGAGAUUUUCUAGGCAGAUAUGGCUAGGAACUAUACUCUCAUUCCGGCGUAAUAAUCAAGGACUUUGUUGCUGUAACAUGGCUGCAGUAGGCGUAGUGAUAUUACGCACUGCCCGAAAAUAGUUCCCUUGGUUACUUUUAAUAGCAUGGGAAUAUUUUGGUUAUUUUUUUAGCGCAAUGCUAAUGGUCUAAUCAGAUCCAA